Molecule: messenger RNA, 1797 nt
Organism: Lytechinus variegatus (green sea urchin)
Lineage: Eukaryota; Metazoa; Echinodermata; Echinoidea; Temnopleuroida; Toxopneustidae
Product: D-aspartate oxidase-like
Exons: 11
Coding region: 92-1123 (343 amino acids)
Molecular function (GO): D-amino-acid oxidase activity; FAD binding
Source: RefSeq, a predicted model, not a curated record
UAAAUACCAAUCAGCUGACCAGAUUUUAGGAACGUUUAAUGUACUCGCUCCUCCGUCGAAAAAUCAUCGAAAUUAGGUAAAUUCCAGCACUAUGAAGAAUGUGAGAGUAGGCGUUAUUGGUGCUGGUAUUAUUGGGGUGUCCACGGCAUAUAAUGUACAGUUGUUAUGUCCCAAUGCCGAAGUGUCAAUAAUUGCUGCAGAGUUUUCACCAAACACAACAUCUGAUGGUGCAGCAGGUUUCAUUCAGCCUUAUCUUGCUCCUGGGACACCAAAAGAAGACAUACAGAGAUGGUUUAAAUCAACAUGGAUGCACCUUACCAAGAUCAUCAAAUCUGCUGAUGCUGGAAAGGCUGGGGUACAUUUUACAUCAGGCUACAAUGUCUUUAAGAAAUUUGAGCCUGACCCUGAAUGGAAAGAUGAGGUACUUGGAUUCAGGCAUGCAACUCAAUAUGAACUCAAUGAUUUAUUUCCAUCGUUUAAGCAUGGAUGGUUCUUCACUUCUUUGAUUUGUGAGAGUGAGAGAUAUAUCCCUUUCCUAACUGAAAAAUUUCUGAAAAAUGGAGGAAAACUGAUUCAGAGGAGGGUUAAUAAUUUUGCAGAGCUGGGUGAUCAAUAUGAUGUAAUAGUCAACUGUACUGGUAUUGGAGCCAGAUUUCUUGCUAAUGAUGAUUCAGUAGAGCCAGUCAGAGGACAGGUCAUGAGGGUUCAUGCGCCGUGGAUCAUGGGUAAUACUCGUUACCGUGGAGAUCCAGGUACAGGGGCAGAUAAGCUUCAUAUCUAUGCUCGUCAAGAUGAUGUCACUGUAGGGGGCACUGCUCAGCUUGGGAGAUGGGACACGGAGGUAGACCCAAAAGAUGCUCAACAAAUCUGGGAGAGGGCCUGCAAUGUUAUUCCAAGUCUUAAGGGUGCAAAGAUCAAGAAACACUGGGUUGGACUGAGACCACAGCGUUCUAAAGGAGUGAGGGUAGAAGCAGAAACAUUGACCUAUGGCUCAAAUAAGAUUAAGAUUGUCCAUAAUUAUGGUCACGGUGGAUGUGGAAUUACCCUGCAUUGGGGCUGUGCAUUGGAUGCUGCUAGGCUUGUACAAGAACAACUUAUUCCAAGAACUGUAUCUAAACUUUAAUCUCCACUGCACUUCAGAAAUUAUACAUGAACAAGAAGACAUUGGGAGUGUCAAGCAUCUCCCUCCCCCAGUUCUUUCCUUGAAAUUGCAAAUUGACAUAUUUCAUUAAAUAGCAGGGCCUAGUAUUCAAGAAUUCUACAAUUUGAUUGGUCAAUUUGCCUGAGAAACAAUCCCAUAUUUACUACACUAUCUUGGUCAAUCAAUCAAACGGAUGAUAGAAACCUGUACCUGUUUGAUGUUUGGCUGUUGGUGGUUUAAUGUUUUAUAUUGUAAUGAUCAGUGCUGAUUCAAAUCUCUGAGUAUGAGGCUGUAUUCCAUGGUGUGUACAUAAGCGUAAUCGAGCACCGCACUGCCCACCUCUAAUUGCGCAUCAUUCUCAACGGCAAUGCGCAUUUUAAAUAUAGGGCAUUUACUGCUUCGCUUUGAAGUGAAUAAUUCCUUUUCUAGAUUUAAUAACAAAUUGCAGUUAUGAGUUCUAGUGUCUUGAUUUUGAACAAUAAUAUGGAAAGAUCUUACUUAGACAUUUUGGAUACAACUUUUUUUUUCAUAACAAAUUAAGUUGGUAGCUUUAUUAAGACCCCCUUCCAUAAACCAGGGGAGAAAUUAGAGGUAGACUACUUUGGCAGGGCAAUUGUCUUUAGAAUAUUUACCACAAACAAUCUGAACACAAUCAA